UUUAAUUUGCUCCUAUCCUCAAAUUAAUAUAAUUGCAUCAUAAUUAGUGACGUAGCCAAGUUUUAGCACUAAUUAUUAAUAACAGGCGUCUGAAGGCCGGCAGCAUCACACACAAAACAAGAAGAACAGGGUCUCGAAUGGCAUCACCACUUCCUACAAAAAAAACACAAGACUCGUCUCCACUGCCCUCAAUAAAUACACCUCCAUUCCCUCCACCACUUAAUCACCUUCACCUCUCUCAAUCCCAUACCAACACCACCCCCCCUCAUGGACGACACCAACAACAAUAAAACCCUUCACAUAGCAAUAUUCCCAUGGCUGGCCUUUGGCCACUUAAUCCCCUUCCUCCAGCUCUCCAUCUCCUUAGCAAACGCUGCCGCCGACUCCACCGCCGACCUCCCCACUGACCAAACGCACCUCCUCAAAGCCGCCUACGACCUCCUCUCCUCCCCCCUCCGCCAGUUCCUAACGGAGUCAUCUCCUGAUUGGAUUAUCUACGACUUCGCUCCUCAUUGGGCCGGCCCAAUCGCUAGGGAGCUGGGGAUCAAGUCCGUUAUGCUUACUACUUUCCCCGCAGCGGCCACGGCUUUUUUGGGCCCGAUAGAGAUGUGGGCCGAUGAGGCCCGUAAAAGGACCUGGGUUGGGCCGGAGAGCUUGACGACAAAGCCCGAUUGGAUCGUGUUUGAUUCGGGGGUCGCGUUUAACAGGCCGGAAGCUGAGAUGUUCUACCCGAUGUUUUUCGGC
Molecule: messenger RNA, 744 nt
Organism: Asparagus officinalis (garden asparagus)
Lineage: Eukaryota; Viridiplantae; Streptophyta; Magnoliopsida; Asparagales; Asparagaceae
Product: UDP-glycosyltransferase 91C1-like
Exons: 1
Source: RefSeq, a predicted model, not a curated record